CAAACUUAUGCUCAGUUUUUUUUAAGACUUAAACUUAAUGCUCACAAACUCACAGUUUCCAUUCCCUUCCUCCUGUUUCAAGCCAUUAAGCUCUCUUUCCGACAUGGCUACAAAACCAGCUGAAGAUACUCCACAGCCCCUGAAAUACCAGACAUGGGUCUUGAAAGUUUCAAUCCACUGCGAGGGCUGCAAGAAGAAAGUCAAGAAAGUUCUUAAAGGCAUUGAUGGUGUCUACACCGCCGUUGUAGAUUCACAGCAGCAUAAGGUUAUAGUGACUGGCAACGUUGAAGCAGAGACUCUUAUUAAGAAGCUGUAUAAAUCAGGAAAGCACGCCGAGCUCUGGCCACAAAUGCCUGAAACGAAGGAGAAAAAAAAGGAGAAACCCAAGAAAAAUGACAAAACAAAGGACGCCAAAGAGGGUCAGGAAGUUGGAGGGGAUGAUAAACAGGAUGUAUCUGAAAAGGCCCAAAACGCCAUUUCCAGUAACAAGCCACAGGAAAGUGUUGACAUAAAAGGUGGUGAAAGCGAGGAGGAAACUGGUGGCGGCGGCGGUGAUAGUGCUGGUGGCAAGAAGAAGAAGAAGAAAAAGAAGAAAGGACAAACGGGUAAUGGCGGGGGUGAAAAUGUUAGCGAAGGAACUGCAGCUGCUGGCCCAGAGUCAACCGGUUCUCCAAUGGCUACUCCCGAGCCGAUUCCAUCUAUGUCCAAGAUGAAUCUGGGAUCCCCGCAAGUGCGUCCUCCAAAUCACCAAGAAUAUCCCUAUCCACCGCCUAUGUAUUAUCCUCUUCCAACUCCAAUGUAUGGAGUAGUAAGUUACAAUACAGCAUAUCCUACUGCUAAUACAUCAUAUUAUGCCCCUGCUUUGCAUGCUUAUUCAUACUCUCAACCACCAAGAUACAUGCCAUUUCCACCUUCCGAUCCAAUCCAUAACGACAACGACGACGACGAUUAUGCUGUUGGAUGCUCUAUUAUGUGACUAAAUGUUGAGCGGUAUACAUAUAUAUUACUCAGUAAGUAGCAUAAAUGUAUUGAGAUGGAGAGGGAAAAAGGGUUGUUGUGGGAUUUGGAGGAUUUUGUUUUUAAUUUGGUUUGUUUUUAUUUAGCUUUGUUAAUUAAUCAAAGCGGUGAAGGAUAUCCUUGUAUUGAAUGUUAGUAUGCUUUAAGGUUUUGGUUGUUUGUUGCAGUUGUAGGUCUGAAAAAAUCUCACUUUUCAUCACUCUUAUGUGUAAAGCAAUGCUAUAUUUGUUAAUUGAUCAACUUUCUCUCUUA
This is a messenger RNA of Mangifera indica (mango), 1269 nucleotides long. RefSeq names its product heavy metal-associated isoprenylated plant protein 36-like. The transcript is spliced from 3 exons. NCBI's taxonomy places the organism in Eukaryota, Viridiplantae, Streptophyta, Magnoliopsida, Sapindales, Anacardiaceae. Gene Ontology annotation, molecular function: metal ion binding. Bases 38 to 976 code for a protein of 312 amino acids. The record is from RefSeq and is a predicted model, not a curated record.